AUGGCCACUCUGACAGAGGCCUACAUCUGUCAUGUCGGCAAUGUCCUCGACCUCCUUCUCCACGACAAAGAUCUCGACACCGAAUCACACUCCUUCUCCUCUCCCAACCCCCUCCCACUCGAGUUCGUCGAUGCCUCCACGCCGCAGUAUAUUCACGGCGUCGAUGCCACUCUCCAGAGCCUCGUUCAAAAGAUGUUCAAGAUGGAGCAGGAGCUAGCCUGGCACAGGAAGCACUUCAAGGCAAUGCAUCCUGGCACCACAAUCACCCCAGACAUCACCCUCGCCCCUCCUAUCCUCACUCCCCCCGUCGACUCGCUCUCCCAGCCCCCUUCGGCCUCCUCCCGCUGGGCCGACGGCAAUUGGGAGUUUGUCAACCACACUGCAACCUACACAAGCGUCCUCACCGAGAGGACUCUGCCCACCAAGUGCUCGCCUCCCCCGUCAUCCAUUGAUACCCUCGUGCCUGAGCUCGUAUCCGGCACCCUUACUCCCCCAACCCUUGGCGCAUCCCUCGCUGCAUCUCACUCCUCCAAUGCCUCCGAGAAGGUCGCCGUUUGCCUUAAUGGUCAUAUCCCAGCUUCCACCUCCGAUACCUCCGCAACACCCGCAGUCAUGGCUACCAGAUCAACGACAACAGCAUCAACAACAGCACCAGCAACAACCACAACAGCAGCUGCCACCACCCCAACAGAGGCGAUGCCCUGCGCUCAAUGCAUCCACAACUGCGCUCAAGUUGCUGCAGCAGUAGUCAAAGGUGACCUCAGUGUCCGGAUACACUGCACCAACCUCAUCUGCCAACAAUCAAACUUAUUCAUGUCUGUCAACGAAAUGGUCGCCAAACUAUCCAACUUUACAGCAGAGGUCAUCCAGGUGGCUGCCCAGGGAGUCGAGGGUAGACUGGGUGUCCAAGCCAAGAUGGAGGACGAACGAGGCAUCUGGAGAGAGUUUGUCAACCAUCUCAAUACCAUGACUGUCAGCCAUUCAGAGCAAGUGCGAGAUAUUGCCUCUGUUUGUACCGCCGUCGCCCAUGGCGAUCUCAGCCAAAAGAUCACAGUUGCUGUCAAGGGCGAGACCCUGGUCCUGAAGAACACCAUCAACACAAUGGUGGACCAGCUCCGUUCAUUCUCUUCCGAGGUCACUCGAGUCGCUCACGAGGUCGGAACAGAAGGAAAAUUGGGCGGUCAGGCCCACGUCAAGGGCGUCGAUGGUACCUGGAAGGAACUCACGGACAACGUCAACACUAUGGCUGAAAACCUGACGGCACAGGUUCGAGACAUCGCCAGUGUCAGCAAGGCCGUUGCUCGAGGAGACUUGUCGAAAAAGAUUUCUGUCGAGGUCAAGGGUGAGAUGAUGGACCUCAAGAACACUAUCAACACCAUGGUGGAUCAGCUUCAGGAAUUCGCCACCGAGGUAUCUCGGGUCAGUUUGGAAGUCGGAACCGAGGGCAAACUGGGUGGUCAGGCGCACGUCAAGGAUGUCAGUGGAACAUGGAAGGAACUGACUGACAACGUCAACCUGAUGGCUGAGAACCUGACAGCACAGGUGAGAGACAUUGCUACCGUCUGUAAGGCCGUCGCUUGCGGAGAUCUCACCAAGAAGGUCAGCGUCCCUGUCCAAGGAGAGAUUUUGGAGCUCAAGGAGACAAUGAACACUAUGGUGGACCAGUUGCGUACCUUUGCUGCCGAAGUCACUCGUGUCGCCCGCGAGGUCGGAACAGAAGGAAAACUUGGCGGUCAGGCCGAGGUCGAGGGCGUCGACGGUACCUGGAAGGAGCUCACAGACAAUGUCAAUACCAUGGCGGAAAACCUGACCGCUCAGGUGCGAGACAUAGCCAGUGUCAGUAAGGCCGUCGCCAAGGGAGACUUGUCCAAGAAGAUCUCUGUCGAAGUCAAAGGAGAGAUGAUGGACCUCAAGCACACCAUCAACACCAUGGUGGAUCAACUGCAGGAGUUCGCCACCGAGGUGUCCCGUGUCGCUCGUGAAGUCGGAACCGAAGGUCGACUGGGUGGCCAGGCCGAAGUGAAGGGUGUUGAUGGUACGUGGAAGGAGCUCACAGACAAUGUCAACACCAUGGCCGCCAACCUUACGGCCCAGGUCCGAGAUAUUGCCAGCGUCACCACUGCCGUCGCUUGUGGAGAUCUCAGCAAGACUAUUGAUGUUGAGGCCCAAGGAGAGAUCUCGGAGGUGAAGAAGACCGUGAACUCAAUGGUGGAACAGCUUCGAACCUUUGCCGCUGAAGUCACGCGUGUCGCCCGUGAGGUCGGUACCGAGGGUAAGCUUGGUGGACAGGCCCAUGUCAAGGGCGUCGACGGCACCUGGAAGGAGCUCACAGACAAUGUCAACACCAUGGCCGCCAACCUUACAGCCCAGGUCCGAGAUAUCGCCAGUGUCAGUAAAGCCGUGGCUCGAGGAGACUUGUCCAAGAAGAUUUCCGUCGAGGUCAAGGGUGAGAUGAUGGACCUCAAGCACACCAUUAACAUUAUGGUCGACCAGCUGCAGGAAUUCGCUACCGAAGUCUCUCGAGUCAGUUUGGAAGUCGGUACCGAAGGCAAACUCGGAGGACAGGCUGUAGUCAAAGAUGUCAGCGGUACCUGGAAAGAACUCACAGACAACGUCAACACCAUGGCGUCCAACCUGACAACCCAGGUGCGAUCGAUUGCCGAGGUCACCACUGCCGUCGCUUGCGGAGAUCUCAGUAAAACCAUUGACGUCCAAGCGCAGGGCGAGAUCUCAGAGGUGAAGCUUACUGUCAACUCCAUGGUCGAACAGCUUCGUACCUUUGCUGCUGAAGUCACGCGUGUCGCCCGUGAAGUCGGUACCGAAGGCAAGCUUGGCGGACAGGCCCAUGUCAAGGGCGUCGACGGCACCUGGAAAGAACUUACCGACAACGUCAAUACCAUGGCCGCCAAUCUCACAGCCCAGGUCCGAGAUAUAGCCAGUGUCAGUAAGGCCGUCGCCAAGGGAGAUUUGUCCAAGAAGGUUUCCGUCGAGGUCAAGGGUGAGAUGAUGGACCUCAAAGAUACCAUCAAUACCAUGGUCGACCAGCUUCAGGAGUUUGCCACCGAGGUGUCUCGCGUGAGUUUGGAGGUCGGUACCGAAGGCAAGCUCGGAGGACAAGCUGUGGUCAAGGAUGUCAGCGGCACCUGGAAGGAACUCACAGACAACGUCAAUACCAUGGCCUCGAACCUGACCACUCAAGUGCGUUCGAUUGCUGAGGUCACCACCGCCGUCGCCUUUGGAGAUCUGAGUAAGACCAUUGAUGUCGAGGCGCAGGGUGAGAUUUCCGAGCUCAAGAAGACUGUCAACUCCAUGGUGGAACAACUUCGUACUUUCGCCGCUGAGGUUACUCGUGUCGCUCGCGAGGUCGGUACCGAGGGAAAACUCGGCGGACAGGCCCAAGUCAAGGGAGUGGACGGUGUGUGGAAGGAGCUCACCGGAAACGUCAAUACCAUGGCCGCCAAUCUUACCACACAAGUUCGAUCGAUUGCCGAGGUUACCACCGCCGUCGCCUGUGGAGACCUGAGCAAGACCAUCGAUGUGGAGGCCCAAGGAGAGAUUUCGGAGCUCAAGCUUACUGUCAACUCCAUGGUGGAGCAGCUGCGAAUGUUCGCCGCCGAGGUCACGCGUGUCGCUCGUGAGGUUGGAACCGAGGGUCGUCUUGGUGGGCAGGCCGAAGUCAAGGGAGUCGAUGGUACCUGGAAGGAGCUCACAGACAAUGUCAACACCAUGGCAGCCAACCUUACAGCCCAGGUCCGAGAUAUCGCCAGUGUCAGUAAAGCCGUGGCUCGAGGAGACUUGUCCAAGAAGAUUUCCGUCGAGGUCAAGGGAGAGAUGAUGGACCUCAAGCACACCAUUAACAUCAUGGUCGACCAGCUGCAGGAGUUUGCCACCGAGGUGUCUCGCGUGAGUCUGGAAGUCGGUACCGAGGGCAAACUCGGUGGUCAAGCGGAGGUGCGAGACGUCAGCGGCACCUGGAAAGAGCUCACAGACAACGUCAACACCAUGGCGUCCAACCUGACAACCCAGGUGCGAUCGAUUGCUGAGGUCACCACCGCUGUCGCUUGCGGAGACCUUAGUAAGACCAUCGAUGUCGAGGCGCAGGGUGAGAUUUCCGAGCUCAAGAAGACUGUCAACUCCAUGGUGGAACAACUUCGUACUUUCGCCGCUGAGGUUACUCGUGUCGCUCGCGAGGUCGGUACCGAGGGCAAGCUCGGCGGACAGGCCCAAGUCAAGGGAGUGGACGGUGUGUGGAAGGAGCUCACCGGAAACGUCAAUACCAUGGCUGCCAAUCUUACCACCCAAGUCCGAUCGAUUGCCGAGGUCACCACCGCCGUCGCCUGUGGAGACCUGAGCAAGACCAUCGAUGUCGAGGCCCAAGGAGAGAUCUCGGAGCUGAAGAAGACCGUGAACUCGAUGGUGGAACAGCUGCGUACUUUCGCCGCCGAGGUCACGCGUGUCGCCCGUGAGGUCGGAACUGAAGGUCGAUUGGGAGGUCAAGCUGAGGUUGAAGAUGUGGGCGGUACCUGGAGAGAACUCACCGAAAACGUCAACACGAUGGCCUCGAAUCUUACGACCCAGAUGAGAGAUAUCGCCGAUGUCAGCAAAGCCGUUGCCAAGGGAGAUCUCACCAAGAAGAUUACAGUCAGCGUCAAGGGUGAGAUUUUGGACCUGAAGAACACUAUUAACUCCAUGGUGGAUCAACUCUCCACAUUCGCUGCCGAGGUCACUCGUGUCGCCCGCGAGGUCGGCACUGAGGGUCGAUUGGGAGGUCAAGCAGAGGUUGAAGAUGUGGGCGGUACCUGGAGAGAGCUCACAGACAACGUCAACACCAUGGCAUCUAACUUGACAACUCAGAUGAGAGAUAUCGCCGAUGUUAGUAAGGCUGUCGCCAAGGGAGAUUUGACCCAGAAGAUCUCUGUCGACGCCAAGGGUGAGAUUCUGGACUUGAAGAACACCAUUAACAGAAUGGUGGACCAGUUGUCGACAUUCUCAGCAGAGGUCACCCGUGUCGCUCGUGAGGUCGGUACGGAAGGAAAGUUGGGAGGCCAAGCCGAGGUAGAGGAUGUCGGAGGCACUUGGAAGGAGUUGACCGACAAUGUCAACACCAUGGCCUCGAAUCUUACGACUCAAGUCAGAGAUAUCGCUGACGUGAGUAAGGCUGUUGCCAAGGGAGACCUGUCCAAGAAGAUCUCCGUCGAGGUUAAGGGUGAGAUGAUGGACCUCAAGCACACCAUCAACACCAUGGUCGACCAGUUGCAAGAGUUCGCUACCGAGGUGUCCCGUGUGAGUCUGGAAGUCGGUACCGAAGGCAAACUCGGAGGACAGGCUGUAGUCAAAGAUGUCAGCGGUACCUGGAAGGAACUCACAGACAACGUCAACACCAUGGCGUCCAACCUCACCACUCAGGUCCGAUCGAUUGCUGAGGUCACCACUGCUGUCGCCUGCGGAGACCUCAGUAAGACCAUCGACGUCCAGGCCCAGGGUGAGAUUUCGGAGGUCAAGAUUACUGUGAACUCUAUGGUGGAGCAACUCCGUACCUUCGCUGCCGAGGUCACCCGUGUCGCUCGUGAGGUCGGAACUGAGGGUAAACUUGGCGGUCAAGCUAAUGUGCGCAACGUCGAUGGUGUGUGGAAGGAGCUGACCGGAAACGUCAAUACCAUGGCCGCCAACCUUACUACCCAAGUCCGAUCGAUUGCAGAGGUUACCACUGCCGUCGCUUGCGGAGAUCUCAGCAAGACCAUCGAUGUGGAGGCCCAAGGAGAGAUUUCGGAGCUCAAGCUUACUGUCAACUCCAUGGUCGAGCAGCUUCGUACCUUUGCUGCUGAAGUCACGCGUGUCGCCCGUGAAGUCGGUACCGAGGGUAAGCUUGGCGGACAGGCCCAUGUCAAGGGCGUCGACGGCACCUGGAAGGAGCUCACAGACAACGUCAACACCAUGGCGGAGAACCUGACCGCUCAGGUGCGAGACAUAGCCAGUGUCAGUAAGGCCGUCGCCAAGGGAGACUUGUCCAAGAAGGUUUGCGUCGAGGUCAAGGGAGAGAUGAUGGACCUCAAAGAUACCAUCAAUACCAUGGUCGACCAGCUUCAGGAGUUUGCCACCGAGGUGUCUCGCGUGAGUUUGGAGGUCGGUACCGAAGGCAAACUCGGAGGACAAGCUGUGGUCAAGGAUGUCAGCGGCACCUGGAAGGAACUCACAGACAACGUCAAUACCAUGGCCUCGAACCUGACCACUCAAGUGCGAUCGAUUGCUGAGGUCACCACCGCCGUCGCCUUUGGAGAUCUGAGUAAGACCAUUGAUGUCGAGGCGCAGGGUGAGAUUUCCGAGCUCAAGAAGACUGUCAACUCGAUGGUGGAGCAGCUUCGUACCUUUGCCGCCGAGGUCACGCGUGUCGCCCGUGAGGUCGGUACCGAGGGCAAACUUGGUGGACAGGCCCAUGUCAAGGGCGUCGACGGUACCUGGAAGGAGCUCACAGACAACGUCAAUACCAUGGCGGAAAACCUGACCGCUCAGGUGCGAGACAUAGCCAGUGUCAGUAAGGCCGUCGCCAAGGGAGACUUGUCCAAGAAGAUCUCUGUCGAAGUCAAAGGAGAGAUGAUGGACCUCAAGCACACCAUCAACACCAUGGUGGAUCAACUGCAGGAGUUCGCCACCGAGGUGUCCCGUGUCGCUCGUGAAGUCGGAACCGAAGGUCGACUGGGUGGCCAGGCCGAAGUGAAGGGUGUUGAUGGUACGUGGAAGGAGCUCACAGACAAUGUCAACACCAUGGCCGCCAACCUUACGGCCCAGGUCCGAGAUAUUGCCAGCGUCACCACUGCCGUCGCUUGCGGAGAUCUCAGCAAGACUAUUGAUGUUGAGGCCCAAGGAGAGAUCUCGGAGGUGAAGAAGACCGUGAACUCAAUGGUGGAACAGCUUCGUACCUUUGCUGCCGAGGUUACCCGUGUCGCCCGUGAGGUCGGCACCGAGGGAAAACUCGGCGGACAGGCCCAAGUCAAGGGUGUGGACGGUGUGUGGAAGGAGCUGACCGGAAACGUAAAUACCAUGGCUGCCAAUCUUACCACCCAAGUCCGAUCGAUUGCCGAGGUUACCACCGCCGUCGCUUGUGGAGACCUGAGCAAGACCAUCGAUGUGGAGGCCCAAGGAGAGAUUUCGGAGCUCAAGCUUACUGUCAACUCCAUGGUGGAGCAGCUGCGAAUGUUCGCCGCCGAGGUCACGCGUGUCGCUCGUGAGGUUGGAACCGAGGGUCGUCUUGGUGGGCAGGCCGAAGUCAAGGGAGUCGAUGGUACCUGGAAGGAGCUCACAGACAAUGUCAACACCAUGGCCGCCAAUCUCACAGCCCAGGUCCGAGAUAUAGCCAGUGUCAGUAAGGCCGUUGCCAAGGGAGAUUUGUCCAAGAAGGUUUCCGUCGAGGUCAAGGGUGAGAUGAUGGACCUCAAAGAUACCAUCAAUACCAUGGUCGACCAGCUUCAGGAGUUUGCCACCGAGGUGUCUCGCGUGAGUUUGGAGGUCGGUACCGAAGGCAAGCUCGGAGGACAAGCUGUGGUCAAGGAUGUCAGCGGCACCUGGAAGGAACUCACAGACAACGUCAAUACCAUGGCCUCGAACCUGACCACUCAAGUGCGUUCGAUUGCUGAGGUCACCACCGCCGUCGCCUUUGGAGAUCUGAGUAAGACCAUUGAUGUCGAGGCGCAGGGUGAGAUUUCCGAGCUCAAGAAGACUGUCAACUCGAUGGUGGAGCAGCUGAGGACGUUCGCCGCCGAGGUCACGCGUGUCGCUCGUGAGGUCGGUACCGAGGGCAAACUUGGUGGACAGGCCCAUGUCAAGGGCGUCGACGGCACCUGGAAGGAGCUCACAGACAAUGUCAACACCAUGGCGGAAAACCUGACCGCUCAGGUGCGAGACAUAGCCAGUGUCAGUAAGGCUGUCGCCAAGGGAGACUUGUCCAAGAAGGUUUCCGUCGAGGUCAAGGGUGAGAUGAUGGACCUCAAAGAUACCAUCAAUACCAUGGUCGACCAGCUUCAGGAGUUUGCCACCGAGGUGUCUCGCGUGAGUUUGGAGGUCGGUACCGAAGGCAAACUCGGAGGACAGGCUGUAGUCAAAGAUGUCAGCGGUACCUGGAAGGAACUCACAGACAACGUCAACACCAUGGCCUCGAACCUGACCACUCAAGUGCGAUCGAUUGCUGAGGUCACCACCGCCGUCGCUUGUGGAGACCUGAGCAAGACCAUUGAUGUGGAGGCCCAAGGAGAGAUUUCGGAGCUCAAGCUUACUGUCAACUCCAUGGUGGAGCAGCUGCGAAUGUUCGCCGCCGAGGUCACGCGUGUCGCCCGUGAGGUUGGAACUGAGGGUCGUCUUGGUGGGCAGGCUGUAGUCAAGGGAGUCGAUGGCACCUGGAAGGAGCUUACCGACAACGUCAAUACCAUGGCCGCCAAUCUCACAGCCCAGGUCCGAGAUAUAGCCAGUGUCAGUAAGGCUGUCGCCAAGGGAGACUUGUCCAAGAAGGUUUGCGUCGAGGUCAAGGGAGAGAUGAUGGACCUCAAAGAUACCAUCAAUACCAUGGUCGACCAGCUUCAGGAGUUUGCCACCGAGGUCACGCGUGUCAGUCUGGAGGUCGGAACUGAAGGCAAGCUCGGAGGACAGGCUGUGGUCAAGGAUGUUAGCGGCACCUGGAAGGAACUCACAGACAACGUCAACACCAUGGCGUCCAACCUGACCACUCAAGUGCGUUCGAUUGCUGAGGUCACCACCGCCGUCGCCUUUGGAGAUCUGAGUAAGACCAUUGAUGUCGAGGCCCAAGGAGAGAUCUCGGAGGUGAAGAAGACUGUCAACUCGAUGGUGGAACAGCUUCGUACCUUUGCCGCCGAGGUCACGCGUGUCGCUCGCGAGGUCGGUACCGAGGGUCGUCUUGGUGGACAGGCCCAAGUCAAGGGUGUGGAUGGUGUGUGGAAGGAGCUCACCGGAAACGUGAACACCAUGGCCGCCAAUCUUACCACCCAAGUCCGAUCAAUUGCCGAAGUUACCACCGCCGUCGCUUGUGGAGACCUUAGCAAGAAGAUUACAGUCAACGCCAAGGGAGAGAUUUUGGACCUGAAGAACACUAUUAACUCCAUGGUGGAUCAACUCUCUACAUUCGCUAAUGAGGUGACGCGUGUCGCUCGUGAGGUUGGAACCGAAGGAAAGCUUGGAGUGCAGGCCCAGGUCCGCGAUGUCCGUGGAAAUUGGAAAGAGAUUACCUCGAAUGUCAACACCAUGGCCUCUAACUUGACAGCCCAGGUGCGAGCCUUUGCUUCCAUCUCUACUGCAGCUACGGACGGAGACUUCACCCAGUUCAUCACAGUUGAGGCUUCCGGAGAGAUGGACUCUCUCAAGACCAAGAUCAACCAGAUGGUGUACAACCUGCGCGAGAGUAUCCAAAAGAACACGGCGGCUCGUGAAGCUGCUGAGUUGGCCAACCGGUCCAAGUCAGAGUUCUUGGCUAACAUGUCUCACGAGAUUCGCACUCCUAUGAAUGGUAUUAUCGGAAUGACGAGUUUGACGCUAGAAUCGGAGCUCACCCGUCAGCAGCGCGAGAACUUGGUGAUUGUCAGCAACCUCGCACACUCGCUUUUGACUAUUAUCGACGACAUUCUUGAUAUCUCCAAGAUCGAGGCCGGAAAGAUGACAAUUGAGCAGGCGCCCUUCUCGCUCAGAACCCAAGCCUUUGGCGUCCUGAGGACGCUCGCGGUGAAGGCCCAUCAGAAGAAACUGGAUCUCAUUUACAACGUGCACAACGACUUCCCAGACCAGCUCGUCGGAGACCCUCUCAGACUUCGCCAAGUCAUUACGAACCUUAUCGGAAACGCCAUCAAGUUCACGACGGAAGGAAGUGUUGUCCUCGACUGCGUUUGCAAGAACAAGACAGAUGUCGGUGUCGAGCUGCAGUUCUGUGUUUCGGACACUGGUAUCGGUAUCCAGAGCGACAAGAUUGAAGUUGUCUUUGACACCUUCUGCCAGGCCGAUGGUUCUACGACGCGCAAGUACGGUGGAACUGGUCUUGGUUUGUCGAUCUCGAAGCGUCUGGUGACUCUGAUGGGAGGAGACCUCUGGGUGAACAGUACUUUUGGAAAGGGAUCCCAGUUCUUCUUCACGGUUCGAUUCAACACUGGCACCAUGUCGGUGGACCAGAUCAACCUCAAGACCAAGCCCUACUCUGGACGCCAUAUCCUCUACAUGGGCACGAUGCGCGACGAUGUGAUCUCCCAGUCUGUGAUGAGGACAUUGGAGGAGCUCCGCUUCAAGGCUACCCACGUCAGUUCUCUGGAGCAAGCUGCCGAACUGGGUCCCCAGUCUGGAUCUGGCGUCACCCAGGAAAAGUCCAUGUUUGAUGUGGUGAUUGUCGACAAUGUCAGGGACAUCCGCAAGAUCAAGGAGAUUGGAAUGCUUCGUUUCCUGCCCAUUGUGCUGUUGUCGAUGACGACGCCCUACAUCAGCAUGAAGGUCUGCCAGGAGCUCGGCAUUGCCAGUUACUUCAACCCACCCGUCCAGCUGCCGGAUCUGAUGAAUGCACUUUUGCCAGCCUUCGAGUCUGCGUCUGCUCUUCCUUCUGACGCCGAGCACGCUAUUCCUCUGCACAUUCUGUUGGCAGAGGAUAACGUCGUCAACCAGAAGCUGGCGGUCCGUAUCCUCGAGAAGUUUGGUCACAAGGUGACGAUCGUCUCGAACGGCAAGAUGGCGGUCGAGUGCUUUGAUAACAAGCACUUUGACCUGAUUCUGAUGGAUGUGCAGAUGCCUAUCAUGGGAGGCUUUGAGGCUACGCAGGAGAUCCGGAAACUGGAACGAUUGAAGGGCAAGAGCGAUCGCCUUCCAAUUAUUGCCCUGACGGCCCACGCCAUGAUUGGCGACCGAGAGAAGUGUCUUGCCGCUGGCAUGGACGAAUAUAUUACCAAACCACUUCGUGUGAACGAGUUGAUUGCUACGAUCAACAAGUUCCCGCCCAAGAACUGUCCGGAUCUCGCGCAGCACGAUCCGUACUACGACUACCCGCACCAGCGAUCGGGCUACAGCCCACCGCAUGAUACCAGCGCCCACUUUUUGUUCAAGAAACCAUGA
Molecule: messenger RNA, 11085 nt
Organism: Linnemannia hyalina
Lineage: Eukaryota; Fungi; Mortierellomycota; Mortierellomycetes; Mortierellales; Mortierellaceae
Source: the annotation of a GenBank genome assembly